Molecule: messenger RNA, 4627 nt
Organism: Puntigrus tetrazona (Sumatra barb)
Lineage: Eukaryota; Metazoa; Chordata; Actinopteri; Cypriniformes; Cyprinidae
Product: integrin alpha-X-like
Exons: 26
Coding region: 53-2941 (962 amino acids)
Biological process (GO): cell adhesion mediated by integrin; cell-cell adhesion; integrin-mediated signaling pathway
Cellular component (GO): external side of plasma membrane; integrin complex
Molecular function (GO): integrin binding
Source: RefSeq, a predicted model, not a curated record
CAGUUAUUCUAUUCGACGACUCUGGCAGUAUCAGCCCAAAAAUUUUGAAACGAUGAUCCAAUUUAUCAAGAACUUAAUUGUGAUGUUUUUGGACAAACGAGCACAGGUGGCAGUGGCUAAAUUCUCCACAAGAGUUUCGGCAGUCUUUCACUUUGAGAACUUUGCCGUGAAUAAAGACCCCGAACAACUAAUGAAAGAUGUGACCCAGGCACAGGGCGAUACACACACACCUUCGGCAAUACGUUUUGUUAUAGAACAGAUGUUUUCUGAGAAGGUGGGCAUGCGAAACAACUCUCAGAAGUUAUUGCUGGUGAUUACUGAUGGAAAAUCAAAUGACCCCAAAGAAGACUUUAAGAAUGUCAUCCUGAAAGCCAAUGAAAGGGACAUCACACGAUUUGCCAUUGGGGUUGGUAAGGAGUAUUCUCAUCCUGAGCUGGAGCUGAUUGCUUCAUCUCCUCAAUUUGUUUUUGAGACAGAGAGUUUCAGUGCUCUCACCUUGAUACUAAACCAGCUAAGAGAAAAAAUAUUCUCUAUUGAAGGAACUGACACAGGGAACUUUAGCUCUUUUCAGAUGGAAUUAUCACAAGGGGGUUUCAGUGUGGCCAUUUCAGAGGGUUCAAAGAUUUUUGGAGCGGUUGGGGCAUACUCCUGGUCAGGAGGAAUGGUGCAGGGUCUUACUGAUCAAAUGCUCAAUUCAUCAUUCAUUAAUGCCACAAAUAUGGAGGAGGAUAUUGCAGAUUCCUACUUGGGUUACUCAAUUGCUGUGGCACCAGUAAAUGGUCAUGUUGUGUAUUUUGCGGGAGCACCAAGGCAUAGACACACAGGGCUGGUCCUGGGCUUUAGAGAGAACAAAUGGAACCACAGUUGGACCAUCAUUCAUAGGAUAUAUGGAUCACAGCUCGGCUCAUAUUUUGGGGCAGAAUUAUGUGUGAUUGGAGUUUCUGAGUUUUUAGCAGUCGGGGCUCCAUUAUAUCAUGCUCAUGGAGUGGGAGGAGAGGUCCGGAUAUACUCACUAAACACUACAAUCCAAGAACUCAAAUGCUCAACGAUUUUGCGUGGGGUGAUGGGCAAUGAGUUUGGCCGGUUUGGUACUUCUUUGGCAAACAUACAGGACCUGAAUGGAGAUGGCUUUAAAGAGUUGGCAGUGGGGGCACCUCAAGAAGAGAAGGGCAAGGGUGCAAUUUACAUAUUUUUGGGGCAAUCAGGUGGUAUCAGACCAGAAUACAGUCAGAGAAUAAGUGGAGCAGCUGUAGGAAGUGGGCUGCAGUAUUUCGGAGUUGCUCUCCACUCUGCGGGAGAUCUGACCUCAGACGCUCUUACUGAUGUAGUGGUGGGCUCUAGAGGUGCAGUUACAGUAAUAAGGUCUCAGCCUGUAAUAUGUUUGGCUAUAAAUGUCACCGUUGACCCACCAAUCAUCAGUCAGAAAUUCUUUCAUUGCUCUGUCCCGCUUGAUCGCAACACACCUGUUGCCACAGUUACAAUCUGUGUCACUGUAAAAGAAAUUGCCAAGGGUGAUAUAAAAGGUAAUUUUGGUUCUUUGGUGUCAGUGGCUUUGGAGCUGGAGCUAGACCCUUUGGCCAGAACUCCUCGGCUGUUAUUUGGUUCCAAAUCAGCUUCAUUUCUCCUCACCCUCAAUGGUAACCUGAGCAGCAUUUCUCCUGUCUGCACUACUCUGUAUAUCAGCGUCCAGGAGUGUAUUUCAGACUACCAUGAAGUCCCUCUCACUGUGAAAAUGAAAGUAACAACAGAAGUUAUUCCAGGAACAGAAGGUCUGAGGCCAGUGCUGAGCCCUGACUGCUGCCCUGCAUUUACAGAGAUGGUGGUUCUGGAAAAAGUGUGUGGGGAAGAUCAUGUGUGUACAUCAGAUUUAAAUGUGUCUCUGUCUUUUAAGAGGGAUACUGUAGUAAGUGUUGCUGGUUACCCAGUGAAUCUCUCAGUGGAGGUAUUCAAUAAUGGAGAAGAUUCCACAGAUACAGAGCUUUUCCUUCAUCAUCCCACCAUCCUCUCCUUUACCCGCAUCAAAACGAAUGAUGUGCAGGUUUGGUGUGAGUCCAGUCACAUAGAGCUCUCAAACAUUACAUGCACAGCAUGCAAGCUUGGAACAACACUUUUCCGCCAGAAAGCAAAGACCACGCUGAUGGUGUCAUUCAUGCUGUCUGCACCCUUUUCUGCGAAUGAGCAUCUGGUUGUCAAUGCAUCAGUCACAAGUAAGAAUGAGAACAAUGACACAUCCCUAGAUAAUCAUGCAACUACAUCUGCGAUGGUUAAACGUCCUGUUAAUGUUGUGGUUAAUAAUGGAGGGUCAACUCGAUUUGUUGAAUAUCCUAACUGUGCACAACUUGAGCAUGUUUAUACGGUGGAGAACUUUGGAAAAUUCUCUGUGCCUGUAAAUGUUACCUUUGUGAUUCCAGUGAAGAUGGCUUUAGGUUUCUCAUGGAAUGUAUCUCUUCCUGAAAUUAAUGGAACCAGAACAGUUUGUGAAAAACAAGUUUCCUCUACAAAUGGCAAAAGCCCCAUUCUGACACAUCAUUGCAAUGCUUCUACAUGUCAUCUUAUUGUUUGCUCCAUCCAGCUCUUUCCUGACCAACAAAUCAGAUUCAGGUUUAGUGGGAAUAUAAGUUCAGGCAACCAGGCAUCUGGUUUGCAGGUUCGGAUCACGAGCUGGGUGUUUCUCUCAUUUGACACUGUUAUGUACAUUCAGUAUCCUUCUGAUGACUCUAAUCAGCUCUCUAUUGUGACAGAGCUGGAGUACACGUCUCAGGCUCUCACAGUGCUUACCGCCUCACUCUCUGUCAUUUUUGGACUCAUUGCUAUGACAAUCAUCUUUGUGCUGCUUUAUAAAAGGGGAUUUUUCAAAACUGCUUCAACUGAUGACCAAGACAACUUAGUACUGCGUUCUGCUGGUGAAACUGGCUUGACUGCAGGAACCCCUGAGCUUUAACUCAACAAACUCCAAACUUAGCUCGGCUUUUCAGAUUGAUUUCACAGAAUGUGCUUAACUUCACACCCCUGGACUGUUUAGUUUGUUUUCAUUUACCAUGUGCCAUGUAUGACUUAGUUUCUGUCUCUCAUCUCAUUAUGGUCAGUCAUUCAUUAUACUCAUUAAUUACCCUUUAUAAAAGUUGUAUCUAUUCUAUUCUUUGUUUGGUCUUAUCUACACGGUGUGCAUGAUUUAGGCAAGUUGUACUUUUGAGGAUUAACUUUGCUAUUGUAUAACUACAAUGCUCUUGGUCAAUCCAAAAUAAAACAAACCCUGAACAUUUAAGUAGUAAAAGUGAGGUUUUGGCUUUUUUUAGAGAAUAUAUACACCAUUAUUAGGCAACUAUAAUUGGGCAGAAUUAUUAUGCAACUAAAUGAAGAACAAAGUUUUUCCCAUAUCACUUGUUUAUUUUUUUACCUGUUAAAGUGAGAAUAAAACUCAAAAUUUACUAAAACUAAUGAAACCUCAAGAAGAAAACCUCAGUGGCUAAUAUAGCCACCCUUCUUUUCGAUAACAGUCACAAGCCUUUCAUUCACGGAGUAAGUCAGUUUUUUGAUCUGGUCAAUAUCAACUUUCAACUGUUCAGAGAGGUGUACUGUUUACCUUCACUGUAAAUUUUCUGCUUAAGAAGGGCCCAAAAGUUCUCAAUAGGGUUUAAGUCAGGUGAAGAAUGGGGUUAUGUCAUUAGUUUUUUAUCUUUAAGGCCUUUACUGGCCAGUCACGCAGUGGAGUACUUUGAUGCAUGUGAUGUUGUUCUUGAAAGAUGCAGUAUUUUUCCUGUAGCACUGCUUGAAGAAAGUGUCUUCUAAAAAUUGGCAGUAGGUCUGAGAGUUCCUUUUGAGUCCAUUUUCAACCCGAAAGGUCCAACUAUCUAAUUUUUAAUAAUACCUGCCCAUACCAGUACCCCAGUCGAAGAGUCGAAGUGGAGCUCUGUGUCUAUUACUGAUCCAACCACAAGCCCAUCAAUCUGGUCCGUCAAGCUUCACUCUCAUCUCAUCAGUCUACAAAACCUUUGACAAAUCUGUCUUCAGAUAUUUCUUAGCCCAUUCUUGACGUUUCAACAUAUGCGUCUUGUUUAGAGGUGGUUGGGUUUCAGCCUUUCUUAUCUUGGCCAUGUCUCUGAAAACUAAACACUGUGUACUUCUUGACACUCCUGGUAGCUUCAUGUUUGAUUCUUCUCCAAUAUUUGGCAGUUAAUUUGCGUCUUUUCUUCUUGAAAUGUUUCUUGCGAACCUGUUGACUAUUUGCUACAAAACGUUUGAGGGUUCUGUGAUCAUGCCACAAUAUCUUAAACAUUCCAAGAAUGCUUGUCCUGUUAGUCAGUUAAAUCUCUUUUUUUGGCCCAUUUUUCAUGUAGAGAAGAAUCUGCCUAAUAAUUAUGCACACCUUGAUAUUGAGUGUUGAUCUCCUUAGGCCAUACCCUUCCUCCUUACACAAAUACACAUCACCUGAUAUGUAUUAAAUCCACUAAGCAUUCAAGUUUAUACAGCUUGGAGUUGGAAAUUCUGGGUAAAAAGAUGAUAUGGUCAAAAUAAUCACUUGCCUAAUAAUUGUGCACACAGUGUAUGCAGUAUCUAUGUAAGUGUGUGCUACUCUUCUGUGCAAGAUUACCUCUGUGUGGAUUAUUAAAAGACUGUUUAUUGUAAA